AGUCGAAGUGUCCUCACUGAUUGAAAAGUCCAAGACCGCGCCUACUUGUUUCAGACUAAGCUCUCCGAGAGAAAGAUAACGGGACAAAUUGAUAUCUAAGAAGACGUCAAACCAAAGUACUCCCAUUACUCCUGUCUGACAUCACCGUCCCUGUAACUCUCCUCUCUGUGAUCCCAUCAUGGCAGUGGUGUUGCGUUCCUCACCUCUCCUGUGGACCCGAGUGGCUGCCAUGGUUUUCGCCUGCGUGGCCUUCAGCGUUUCCAUGUACGGAUCAAGGCUCACCCACGGCACCGGCGACUGGUGCGUGUUCUGCUGGAGCUUCAGUUUCGUGGGAACUCUUCUAAUCAUCCUAGUGGAGAUGUUUGGCCUGCAGACGCGUGCCCCAGUCUCGUGGAAGAACUUUCCCAUCACGUUCGCCUGCUACGCCUCUCUCCUCUGCCUCUCUGCGUCCAUCAUAUUCCCCUUGUACUUCCUGAAGGGCUUUGCUGGGCGCACUGAGAUGAUUAACUGCCGCAUCGUGUCCACUGUAUUUUCUUGCCUUGCUACUAUCGCCUAUUUAAGCGAGGUGAGUCUCAGUAAGGCCCGUCCAGGAGAAGUGUCCGGCUACAUGGCUACCGCACCAGGGCUGCUAAAAGUGUGCGAAACCUUCAUCGCCUGCAUCAUCUUCGUCUUCAUCAGCGAGCCCGAGUCGUACAAACAGAAUGCGGCGACCCAGUGGUGUUUGGCUGUGUACUGCAUCUGCUUCAUUUUAUCGGCAGGCAUCAUUGUGAUGUGUGUUGGCGAAUGCACAGGUUGCUUGCCUUUCUCCUUCGCCCGCUUCCUAUCCACGUAUGCCCUGCUGGCUGUGAGCAUGUAUCUGUCGGCCACCAUCAUCUGGCCCAUUUAUAAGUUCGACAAUAAGCACGGAGGCCAGAGCCACCGACCAAACAUCUGCGGGUCCAGCAUUGGACUUUGCCCGUGGGACAAACUGGUCGCCAUUACUGUGCUUAGCUCGCUUAACUUCAUUCUUUAUCUGGCUGAUCUCAUUUACUCCGCAAGGCUAGUGUUUGUUAAUGCUUAAGGGGUUUAGCGAGAAUUUAAAAAAAAAAAGAGCAGAGUAAUACAAGAGGAAGAGAUUCAAUGUAGAAAGAGAGAAGUGGGUUGGAGAGUAGAGAUGGUGUAAUGGUAGGUCAUGAACUAUAGUCUUUGUGCUUGCUUUUUUAUCAAUCGUGUCAUGGUCAAAAGACAAGAAAGUACUUUUUGGGUCAGAAGUUGUAAUAAAUGGAUACAAGUAAAAGAAAAUGAAAACACACACACACAAACAAACAAACAAACA
Molecule: messenger RNA, 1315 nt
Organism: Danio rerio (zebrafish)
Lineage: Eukaryota; Metazoa; Chordata; Actinopteri; Cypriniformes; Danionidae
Source: RefSeq, a predicted model, not a curated record